AUGACAGAAUUUGAAGUAAAUUUUAAAGUUAAUGGAAAGUCGCUAAAAUUAAAGCUGCAACAAAGCGAAGUGGAACUUUACAAUAAAUUAAUAAACAAUGAUGAUUACAGCAAACAGUAUAUAAAACUCCUGGUAAAAAAUAGAUUGUUUAUAUUAGAUGGUGGUCAAGAAAUUCUGGAAAUAUCUCGCAUAAUUGAAAAUAAAGAACAGCUAAUAUUCCUUAAUAAUUUGGACCACAGUAUUCAAGGUCAGCUAUUAACUGGGCAUAAUAAAGAAAACGAAAGUACACGUUCACAAUUUGAAUCGGAAGAGCACGUUGACAAAAGUUGCGUAUCAUAG
This is a messenger RNA of Cyphomyrmex costatus, 339 nucleotides long. RefSeq lists its product as uncharacterized. The transcript has 4 exons. The coding region runs from base 1 to 339 and encodes 112 amino acids. Lineage: Eukaryota; Metazoa; Arthropoda; Insecta; Hymenoptera; Formicidae. The record is from RefSeq and is a predicted model, not a curated record.